Molecule: messenger RNA, 1605 nt
Organism: Malaya genurostris
Lineage: Eukaryota; Metazoa; Arthropoda; Insecta; Diptera; Culicidae
Product: E3 ubiquitin-protein ligase TRIM37-like
Exons: 4
Coding region: 171-1478 (435 amino acids)
Biological process (GO): protein autoubiquitination; negative regulation of centriole replication
Cellular component (GO): peroxisome; aggresome
Molecular function (GO): zinc ion binding; ubiquitin protein ligase binding; tumor necrosis factor receptor binding
Source: RefSeq, a predicted model, not a curated record
GAUCAGUUCCGAUCAUUCAUCUUCACAUCUUCGCAUUGGUCUUACAUAAGUAUCCAUUUGAAGUACAUGAAUCUCAGUCUUAGUGUUUUAAAUUAAUGAUAAUUGUGGUUAAGAUCAAACAAUUCACGAGGAUAUCACGAUAGUAGAAAAACAGCAAUCUGAUCCUAACCAUGUCCGAAAAUGCAUCGCGUCUCAGGAAAACUCCUUCGACACCCGAACCAGAGGACAACCGUUUGCAGCUACUGGAACACUUUGACGACAUCUUCAAGUGCACGAUCUGUCUGAUCAAGUUGCAAGAUCCGCACCUGUGCCCGCGCUGUUCGAAGUUGUACUGCUUCGAUUGCAUCUCGGAAUGGUUACAAUCCGAAUCGGAGCAGCAUACGAAUUGCCCCAACUGCAAGCUCGACCUCCAGCUGGACAAACUGGUGAAAGUGCGCUGGUUCGAAGAGGUGGAAAAUCUUCAACGCAACUGCCUUGAACCGAAACCCUCUACAAGUAGCGACGCCAUUGCCAUCCGUGGCAAUAACGGUGCCAUAAAGAAGGACAUCUGUAGCAAACAUGGAAGAAAUAUCAACUUUUACUGUUGCACAUGCAAACAGAGCGUUUGCGACGAGUGUGCCGUUGCCGACGAGAACCAUCUAGAUCAUACAUUCAAAAGUUUGGACGUGAUCUAUGACAGCAGCGUUCAGAUCGCGGAAGAAGAAUUUGAGAAGGUACGACAUUACAUGAAAAAAAUUGGUGCCCUAAUCGAAAAGGUAGAGCGGAAUGUGGAGCUGGUAAAAAAAGUAAAAGAUGAGAAACUCAAGGAGAUACGAGCAAUUGCCGAGUGUUCCAUCGAAUCGCUUGAUCGACAAGUGCGCGAGAAACUACAGAAAUUGCACGGACACAAAUACACGUUACUGGUCGAAAUGCAAGACAUUGAAAAAUCACUGCGCCACAUGGAAGCGGAGGUAAUGAUCUGCACCAAAUCUCAAUUUAUUGCAAAAAAAUCCAAAAUCUUUAAAGAGUGCAACAAGAUUAGAAUGAAUCCAAUCAAGGAUUUCAAACAGAUUCGUGUCCCGGUCAGCUUAAAUAUAAAAACUCCAACCGUGUAUGAAACUGGAAUUUUUGUGAUAGAAAAUUUUUCAUCUUUCGAUGAUAACAAAGUUGCAUAUUCGAAUGAGUUCAAUGAUAGUUACGGGCACGUUUGGCGCAUAAUGGUGUUAUGCGUGAUCUCCGACGAUAAAUUGGGGAUUUACAUUGAGUUGGUGGAAGGGCAGCCUUGUUGGAUGGAAUGCCGCUUUCAAUUGAUCCACGCAGAUAUGAACAAAGUCAUCCAUAAACAGAUUACGCAACGCUUCGAUCGAACAACACAAAAAGAUUGGGGGUUCCGUGAUUUCAUCGCACUCAAGACAAUACUGGAUGAAAACUAUUUGAAAGAAGAUGAUUCGUUAGAACUACUGUACCACAUUCGACCUUGUAAUGGAGAUUGUGACUAAUCGAAUCUAACUUAUUUUGAAUUUCAAUCGGUUUUUACUACGAGAAUAAUAGACUGCAAUUUUUGCAAACAUAGAGAUGUUGAAGGGAAGCAUUUAUUAAUUUUGAGACUUUUUCUUACAAUGUAAU